This is a messenger RNA of Cylicocyclus nassatus, 1514 nucleotides long. The record is from the annotation of a GenBank genome assembly. Lineage: Eukaryota; Metazoa; Nematoda; Chromadorea; Rhabditida; Strongylidae.
AUGGAAGGCCUUUACAAAAAGAAGUUGAAGGCCACUACAGUUGACUCUCGAACACUGCAAUCAAAAUUUGUUGCAAAGUUUACCCUCAAUGUUAACAUCGUCUACAUCGUUUUGGGCAUCUUCGCUUAUGAAAGUAAUUUCUUUCUUUCAAAGAUCAAUAGCAUUGCAAGGAAAGCAGUUUCACCUUAUAAUAUUGUUGGAUUAAAUUUCAAGAAGCAUGAGGAAAGGGUAUCAAAAAUGACGAUUUCGUACGACGAAGACUCACCAUCAUUGAUGUGGCGAUGGCGUGGAUCAUUGUGGAAAGCUGUACUUAAGGAUCUCAUUGCUUUUUACAUAGCAUAUUAUUUGAUCCUUGCUCUCCAGUGGUAUGUGCUAGACGAGAAGCAAAAAGAGUACUUUAGCGGAUGGAUUCGUUGGUGUGAAAUUGGACUGCAGUACAUUCCACUAUCUUUUCUUCUCGGUUUCUUUGUCACAGUGAUCGUGGCGAGAUGGUGGGAGCAAUUCAACUAUAUCUCAUGGCCCGACAAAAUGAUGAUGAUGGUUUCCGCCUGCUUGCCCGGGAAAGAAAAUCUCGCCAUACGACAAACAAUCGCUAGAUGGUCCUCCUUGCAAGCAGCCAUUUCUUGGUCGGAAAUCUCACUGCGAACACGGAAAAGAUUCCCUGAAGAAAUACAUUUUGUAGAGUCAAAGCUGAUGACUAAGAAAGAAUACGACUUGUUUAAGAGUGUAGACGGCACGCACGGCAGAUGGUUUGUUCCAAUUAUGUGGACUGUUAAUCUUAUCAAAAAGCAAUAUGCGCUUGGGAAAAUCGAUAGCAUUCAAAUGGACAUGCUCUUACAACAGUUGUACAGCUAUCGACAUGGUUUUUUCAUGCUCUGGAUUUAUGACUGGGUGAAGAUCCCAUUAGUAUACGCUCAAGUAGUAGCCAUUGCAACUUAUGGCUAUUUCGUAAUUUGCUUGAUUGGUCGGCAACCAAAGCUUGAUCAGAAUUCUAUGGAAACGGAAAUUGCCAUACUUUUCCCCAUCUUCACAACAUUUCAAAUGUUGUUUUAUCUUGGAUGGUUGAAGGUCGGGCAAGUCUUGAUGAAUCCCUUCGGAGAAGACGAUGAUGACUUCGAGUUGAACUACGUACUGGACCGCAACACUUUCAUCGCCCGCAUGAUGGCGACUGAGAUUGCCGAUCAAUGUCCAAGUGUAGGUCCUCCCAUGGAAAAAUUCAUCCCUCAUACAAGAGCAUCAUUUAGAAUCCAGGAUGUCAUCCCCAAACCUCACCUAGAUCCGAACAAGCUGACUGAAGAAGAGAAGAAACUAAUUCUCCCGGAGGAUAUAAAAGAGAUCGAGAGGCUGCUGGAGCAUAAAAAAGGCCAUAUACAACGCUUUGGUGGACUAAUAAGGGCUCUGCAUGAGGCUAAAGGAAGUGUCAAGGAAAACGGAGAUAUAGAGGAACAGUGAUGGGUAUUUAUUUUUCACAAAAUGGUGGAUGACAACAAUAUAAUAAAUUUAUUUUUGACUGU